Triplophysa dalaica is the source of this 986-nucleotide messenger RNA. RefSeq names its product neurexophilin-1. Bases 1 to 687 code for a protein of 228 amino acids. The record is from RefSeq and is a predicted model, not a curated record. Gene Ontology annotation, molecular function: signaling receptor binding. The transcript has 2 exons. NCBI's taxonomy places the organism in Eukaryota, Metazoa, Chordata, Actinopteri, Cypriniformes, Nemacheilidae.
AUGCUCGUCUCCAUUUAUGGGGCUGGAUAUGCCACAGAGAAUAGUUAUGUGACUAUUGGGCAAAAAUCUACAAGCAAGCAUCUGUGUGUUGACUCAGAAGUCCUCAGUUCUGCUUCCACCCCGUCCGAUAACCUACGUCAAUGUCCCGAGCCGGACGUCUGGACCCCUGCAAAGCAGACCAGAAGUCGUCAUACCAUGAAAAGCGUAAAAGCUAAGAAAAUGUUUGGCUGGGGAGAUUUCCAGUGCACCGUGAAGACGGCGAGUCUGAAUCUGCUCAUCAAAGGGAAGAUCGUGGAUCACGGGAACGGGACGUUCAGUGUUUACUUCCAAUACAACACGACCGGCGGAGGAAACGUCUCUGUUGGACUGGUUCCUCCAACCAAAGAGGUGGAAUUCAAUCUAACCACGCAACAAUCUGUUCUGCGCUCGGUGGAAUCCAGAAUGUUUAACUGUAAAGUGGAACAUGAGAGGAUGGAGAAAAGUCAAAGGAGCACGCGAUGCUGGUUCGACCCAUCGCAGAGCUGCGAUCAGGACCAGACACACAGUCACGUGUCAUGGCUCUGCUCCAAACCGUUUAAAGUCAUCUGCGUCUAUAUUUACUUCUACAGCCUGGACUACAAACUGGUGCAGAAAGUCUGUCCGGACUACAACUACCACAGUGAAUCUCCAUACUUCCCAACUGGAUGAGCUUCAUCUCGUCAUGAAACAAAAAUGUUACUUGGCAUGUUUUCAUGCUGAACUGGAGAAUGUUGUCUUCGUUUACCGGUCUUCAUGUCAUGAGAUCCACGUUUGUGUCUUACAUUGUGUUUCAAUUCAUGUUAGUGUUUUGUGAUGCAAUUUGUCUGCAACAAACCAGAAGACGGAUUUGUAAACCACGAGUGCUACACAAAUGAACUUCAUUCAUGAGAGUGUAAGGAUAUAUACUUCAUUUUAGAUUAUAUGAUACUAUUAUAUAUCAACUCUUGUGUUAUGUGAUUUGUUGCUGC